Messenger RNA from Aedes albopictus (Asian tiger mosquito), 1711 nucleotides. RefSeq names its product zinc transporter ZIP9. The transcript is spliced from 2 exons. Gene Ontology annotation, cellular component: membrane. NCBI's taxonomy places the organism in Eukaryota, Metazoa, Arthropoda, Insecta, Diptera, Culicidae. Gene Ontology annotation, molecular function: metal ion transmembrane transporter activity. The record is from RefSeq and is a predicted model, not a curated record. The coding region runs from base 214 to 1125 and encodes 303 amino acids. Gene Ontology annotation, biological process: transmembrane transport; zinc ion transport.
CGUUGUUCCGAGUGGACAGACACCUACUGCUGUAGUUCUAGAGAAUGGAAAAUUGCUAGGUAAAGUUCGUGAAACAACGAGACCAAUCGAUCCCGAACAGAAGGAGGUGAACGAACGACGUCUUGUCUUACCUUGCCUGGUUGUUGGCAAAUCAGCAGUUUUGGCGACUGGCUCUGGUUCUCGUUCGAAGGAAAGUGAAAAUCAGCGAUCAAAAUGGACGAGACCGUGAUGUUGAUACUGUUGGUGAUUGUGAUGCUGGUGGGGUCCUACCUGGCGGGUAACAUUCCGCUGGUUGUGACGUUGUCCGAGGAGAAACUGAAGAAUGUGUCGAUCUUCGGAGCAGGACUGCUGGUCGGCACGGCCCUCACGGUCAUCAUUCCGGAAGGAAUACGAUCGCUGUACGAUGAGAGCAAACUGGAAGCGAAAACUAUGGGGACUUCCGACGCUCCGGAUCACAAGCACAGCGCCGACGAGCACUCGUCAACGAUCGGCCUCUCGCUGGUGCUGGGAUUCGUGUUCAUGAUGUUGGUCGAUCAGGUGUCUUCCCGUCGGAGGGAAGGUUCGAACGAGCGCAAUUUGACUGCCACGAUCGGAUUGGUGGUUCACGCCGCGGCUGACGGAGUGGCCCUCGGGGCAGCGGCCACCACCAGUCAUUCCGACGUGGAAAUUAUCGUGUUCCUGGCCAUUAUGCUGCACAAAGCUCCCGCAGCUUUCGGCUUAGUUAGCUUCUUAUUGCACGAAGGAAUCGAACGCCAGCGGAUACGGAAGCACCUGCUAAUCUUCUCGCUGUCCGCCCCGCUCCUAACUCUGCUGACUUUCUUCGGAAUCGGAAGUGAGCAGAAGGAAACGCUCGAGUCGCUGAAUGCCACCGGCAUUGCGAUGCUGUUUUCCGCGGGAACGUUCCUGUACGUGGCCACGGUGCACGUGCUGCCGGAACUGACGCACAAUACCGGGCACGGAGGCCACCGAAGCGGUGGCCAUACUGAUUACAACCUCCUGGAGACUGCUUCCGGUAGCAAAGUGGUCGUUCACGGAGGUGGUAGUGGACUGAAGAACACCGAACUGGCUCUGCUGAUUCUGGGAGCGUUGAUGCCGCUGUUCCUGACCGUUGGACACCACCACUAGAUACUAGAGAAGGAGACCAGAUGACGAGGUUAAUCGAAACAUUGCCAAAUUUUUUUAAUGAAAAGGUGAGCAGAGUGCGAUCAGAAGGGUUUAUUAGAACCGUUUCCAUCAGAACUUACGCCUAGCUUCCACAUACAUGAUGCAAAGGACAAUUAUUUAUUACUUUUAUUGACGAGUGGCUUAAUAUGCAUGUUUCUUUCAGAAUAUUUUUAGAAAUCACAGUACACAGGUCUGCAAAAUGUUAAUGGAGGUGUCCGGCUAUUUGGCCGAACGCCGUUUGGCCGAAUGCCGUUUGGCCGAACGCCAUUUGGCCGAAUGCCAUCUGGCCGAAAGGGUCGUUUGGCCGAAUGCCGUUUGGCCGAAUCAUGAUCAAAAGAAUUCAGAGGAAGUUUUUGACAUUCUAACUGCCAAUAUGAUUAUCAGAAGUAUUUCCUUCUUUUUAUCAUAGGCUAUUCUUUCUAGUUUUAAUAUUCAGGGAUUAGUUGGCGUUGAAACUGUCAAUAUAUCAUCGAAGAUUUUUCCUUCUUUGAAUCAUAGGCUGUUCUUUCGAGGUAUACUGGGACCGGGAACAGUGGUAUGGUCACUU